AUGUGUAUUUUGCGCGCUUCCGUAACAACUGUAACUCGUGUGCACGUCUUUUGGCUCUGAGCGAUUUUACACUGAACACCGGCUCCUUGGAACAGUUUUCAACAACACAAUGUCUAAAUUGGAGCAGAUCAUAGUUAUUGAACCGCCGUAUGAUCUCAAAUUUAAAGGUCCCUUCACAGAUGUAGUGACCACAAACCUCAAGCUCAAAAAUCCCUCUGACCGAAAAGUAUGCUUCAAAGUGAAGACGACGGCACCUCGCCGGUACUGUGUAAGGCCUAACAGCGGCAUGAUUGAGCCAGGAGCCACUGUCACUGUCUCUGUAAUGCUGCAGCCCUUUGACUAUGACCCCAAUGAAAAAAGUAAACACAAAUUCAUGGUACAGACAAUCUUUGCACCAUCCACUGCUACAGACAUGGAUGCAGUGUGGAAAGAUGCAACGCCAGAUGAUUUCAUGGACUCCAAGCUGAGAUGUGUGUUCGAACUGCCCACUGACAACGAUAAAAUGGAUGAUGUUGAUGCAACCAAAGCUGCCCCCGUACUCAACUCCACCGCUGACGGCACGUCGGCGCCCAAGCCAAUCAGCGCAUCCAUGGACGACUCUGAGAUGAAGAAACUGAUGGACGAGUGCAAGAGGAUGCAGUAUGAUGUGGGCAAACUCUCAGACGAGAACAGACAACUCAAGGACGAGGGCCUGAGGAUGAGGAAGGCCCACCGGUCAGACAACAUAGUCUCCAGCUCGGGCGCCACGAUGAGCAAACAGCAUUCUUCCAGUUCCCUCCCCUCGCUACUGGUCGUCAUAGCAGCCAUCUUCAUCGGAUUCUUCCUAGGGAAGUUUGUCUUGUAGGGGAGGAGCGAGAGAAAAGGAAAGUGAGCCGGCAUGGGCUCGUUUGUCUCCAAGGGCCUGGCCGUAGCGCCAGCUCACGGCGUACGUACAUAUGUUCUGUGUACCCAAUCAUAAGCAGGCCUCGCCUUUUACAAUCUCACAUGGUUAGUACACGUGGAAAAACAGAGGAAUGAGCUUCCUCCUUUUUUUUUUUUUUUCUGAUCUUUUUUUGGGGUGAGGAAUCAGGGGAGGGAUGUUUGGGGGAAAAUGUAAAUUGUAUAUUUAUCAGAGCAUUGAUAACAGGUGAGUCGGGGCACUGGGUUUGUGACCUUGGUUGAAAUCGGAAGCAAAAAAUAAAUAUAAAUGAGCUCUCUCUCUCUGUGGUUUUAAUAAGAGUUGGAAUGUUCAGUGUCUUGUCUGUUAUUUUAAUCAUUUUAAGAAAAUGGGAUGAAGAAAAAGCCUUCCAAACAAAAGACUCUGCUACAUGUUGCUGAAACAUUCUCAUUUUCACUGAAUUCUUCAAAUCUAGUUUUUUCUUGAGGUAUGUGAAAUGAUACAGUAUGCUGGGAAUAUAGGUGUCUCCUACGGACAUUUCUUUCCUUUUCCCUACUGACAUAAACACAAUUAUAAAAAAUGAAUUUUAUUAUUAUUACAAUUCUUUCUAGAUUUUUUUUUUUUCUUUACACAAAUUCUAUAUCCCUUGUGAGGCAAAAAGGUCACCGUUCUUGCAGUCCUGUCCCAGUCCUGUCCCAUGGUAUUUAACAUUGAUGAAAAAUAAAUAAAAUCUUUAACAUUCUA
This is a messenger RNA of Salvelinus fontinalis (brook trout), 1621 nucleotides long. RefSeq names its product vesicle-associated membrane protein-associated protein A-like. Gene Ontology annotation, cellular component: endoplasmic reticulum membrane; plasma membrane. The transcript has 6 exons. Gene Ontology annotation, biological process: neuron projection development. Bases 110 to 844 code for a protein of 244 amino acids. Gene Ontology annotation, molecular function: FFAT motif binding. Lineage: Eukaryota; Metazoa; Chordata; Actinopteri; Salmoniformes; Salmonidae. The record is from RefSeq and is a predicted model, not a curated record.